AUGGGAGACAAAAAAAUGUUGAUAACUGCCACCGAUUCAACUAUAAGUUUAUCUAGUUCUUAUACUAAAUCAAAUAUUGCUAUGUCAACUGAUAGAACAGAUAAUACAAGAGCUAUAAUUUCUACAGUUUUCCAAUCAACUGAGUUAAGAAAAAAUGAAAACCAGUCAAUAUCUACGAGUUUCCCUGUGGUAAAUCAGCAUGUCACUAAGAAAAACGAAGCAGAAACCUUGUCUUCAUCCGGCUCUAAUGUGUCUGUGUCAUCAUUAGAUAUUUCCACUCAUCCGACCUCUUUUGUUUCUUCAGAUACAAAUUCUGCAGUUAAGGCAAAUACACAUAUUAGUAUUUCUAAUACCACAUUAUCAACAAUGUUCAAUUUGUCUAAACUUUCUACAGUUGCUUCUACAUUUUCGAAAUAUGAGAUAUCAACCAAACCAAACUCUUUUGUUUCCAUUCAUUCUAGUAAUUCAAGCAGUAGUCACUACGAGAACAUUCAAGGACAUCAGUGUGUUGAUAUUCCAGGAAAUACAACAAUACAAAUAGCAUGUGCCUCAAAUAGUGAAAUAGAUAUAAAACAGGCAUGGUAUGGAUAUAAUGACGUUAUGUGUGCACAAGGAUUUAACACCGACACAAUACACUCGCUUCAUCUAGUAAAUAUAACAAUGGGAAUUCGACCUAGAUAUUUUACAGACGUUCAGAUGACAGCACCAUCAAGAUAUUAUACAAGACAAACCAAUUCAAGGUCAAGCAAUACAUUUUUAAUUUCAACAAGUGUAUUGUAUAAAAGUGUAAAUAGCAGUUCUGUACAGGGAUCUUCCAUAAUGAUUGCUAAAUUGUUAUCAAAUGUAACAAGGCCAUUUCAGACUACAAAUAAUGCAACUAUGCCAUCAACACAGCAUAUUUUACCAACAACAAUUACAAUUGUGCCUGCAACAAAACUUAACUUAUCGACAACAGAAAACCCUAAGUCAACAAUUAACAGAUUCACUCUCAUAUCUGAUAGAAUUACCUCUUCAGCAAAACCAACUAUAUUUAAUCAAUCUACACCGGAAAGAAAAACAUCAGCAAUAACAAGAAGCAUGACUUCAACAAAAGCAAAAUUAAAUGGUACAUCUGCUGCCGACGUUAUUACUAAAUCGACUACCGGUAUAUUUGCAACAAACGAAAACAGUAACACAUUCAAACAACAAAUUUCUUCAACAAACACGAGUAUGACUCAUGCAGAAACAGCUACACCUAAUUUAGAAAAACUCGGCUCGACAACAGGAGAACUCAAAAGCGAAACAAAUAUGUCUACUAACAAUCCAACAAAACCAGCUAUGCCAUCAACAAAAUCGAUUAUGUUUACAACAAAUAUAAACAUAUCUAUAUCAGUACCUAUUAAUUAUACUCGAACAAUUAAUGUUUCUUCUACUUACGUAACCGCGUCUGCAAAAUAUCUACAAACAACCAAGGAAGUAACAGAUGUAACACCUACUGUCAAGUCAGAAACUCUAGAAAAACUUACACAUAAAACAGUAAGAUACACAACACCUAAAAUUUUAUCAGUGACAAAUGAAACACCUACAAUCAUUUCAGUUUUAAACAAAACACCUAUAGUUAUGUCAACAACAACUAUUGCACCUACAGUUUUGUCAGUAACAGAAAAGUUACCUUCAGUCAUGUCAGUUACAGACGACAAAUCUACAACCUUUACAAUAACAAAAAAAACACCUAUUAUUAUGUCAACAACAACUGUUGCACCUACAGUUUUGUCAGUAAGUAAACAAUCACCUACAGUUUUGUCAGUAAAAGAAAAGUCACCUUCAGUCAUGUCAGUUACGAACGACAAAUCUACAGUCUUUACAGUAACAAACAGAACACCUAUAGUUAUGUCAACAACAACUGUUGCACCCACAGUUUUUUCAGUAACAGAUAAGUUACCUUCAGUCAUGUCAGUUACAACCGAUAAAUCUUCAAUCUUUACAGUAACAAACAGAACACCUAAAGUUAUGUCAACUUCAACUGUUGCACCUACAGUUUUGUCAGUAACAGAAAAGUUACCUUCAGUCAUGUCAGUUACAACCGAUAAAUCUUCAAUCUUUACAGUAACAAACAGAACACCUACAGUUUUGUCAGUAACCGAUAAAUCACCUUCAGUCAUGUCAGUUACAGACGAUAAAUCUACAGUCUUUACAGUAACAAACAGAACACCUACAGUUAUGUCAACAACAACUGUUGCACCUACAGUUUUGUCAGUAACAGAUAAAUCACCUUCAGUCAUGUCAGUUACAGACGAUAAAUCUACAAUCUUUACAGUAACAAACAGAACACCUACAGUUAUGUCAACAUCUACUGUUGCACCAACAGUUUUGUCAGUAACAGAAAAGUCACCUUCAGUCAUGUCAGUUACGAACGAUAAAUCUACAGUCUUUACAGUAACAAACAGAAUACCUACAGUUAUGUCAACAACAACUGUUGCACCUACAGUUUUGUCAGUAACAGAAAACUCACCUUCAGUUAUGUCAGUUACAAACGACAACUCUACAAUCUUUGCAGUUACAAACAAAACACCAACAGUUUUGUCAGUAACAGAUAAAUGCCCUUCAGUUAUGUCAAUUACAGACGACAAAUCUUCAAUCUUUACAGUAACAAACAGAACACCUACAGUUAUGUCAACAUCAACUGUUGCACCAACAGUUUUGUCAGUAACAGAUAAAUCACCUUCAGUCAUGUCAGUUACAGACGACAAAUCUACAAUCUUUACAGUAACAAACAGAACACCUACAGUUAUGUCAACAUCAACUGUUGCACCAACAGUUUUGUCAGUAACAGAUAAAUCACCUUCAGUCAAAUCUGUUACAGACGACAAAUCUAAAAUCUUUACAGUAACAAACAGAACACUUACAGUUAUGUCAACAACAACUGUUGCACCUACAGUUUUGUCAGUAACAGAUAAAUCACCUUCAGUCAUGUCAGUUACAGACGACAAAUCUACAAUCUUUACAGUAACAAACAAAACACCUAUUAUUAUGUCAACAACAACUGUUGCACCUACAGUAACAGAAAAGUCGUCACCUUCAGUCAUGUCAGUUACAGACGACAAAUCUAAAAUCUUUACAGUAACAAACAGAACACUUACAGUUAUGUCAACAACAACUGUUGCACCUACAGUUUUGUCAGUAACAGAAAAGUCAUCUUCAAGUAUGUCAGUUACAGACUACACAUCUACAAUCUUUACAGUAACAAACAGAACACCUACAGUUAUUCCAACAACAAAUGUAAGACCUACAGUGUUGUCAGUAACAGAUAAAUCACCUUCAGUCAUGUCAGUUACGAACGAUAAAUCUACAGUCUUUACAGUAACAAACAGAACACCUACAGUUAUGUCAACUUCAACUGUUGCACCAACAGUUUUGUCAGUAACAGAAAAGUCACCUUCAGUCAUGUCAGUUACAGACGAUAAAUCUAAAAUCUUUACAGUAACAAACAGAACACCUACAGUUAUGUCAACUUCAACUGUUGCACCAACAGUUUUGUCAGUAACAGAAAAGUCACCUUCAGUCAUGUCAGUUACAGACGAUAAAUCUACAAUCUUUACAGUAACAAACAGAACACCUACAGUUAUGUCAACAUCAACUGUUGCACCAACAGUUUUGUCAGUAACAGAUAAAUCACCUUCAGUCAUGUCAGUUAUAGACGACAAAUCUAAAAUCUUUACAGUAACAAACAGAACACCUACAGUUAUGUCAACAUCAACUGUUGCACCAACAGUUUUGUCAGUAACAGAUAAAUCACCUUCAGUCAUGUCAGUUACAGACGACAAAUCUACAAUCUUUACAGUAACAAACAGAACACCUACAGUUAUGUCAACAUCAACUGUUGCACCAACAGUUUUGUCAGUAACAGAUAAAUCACCUUCAGUCAUGUCAGUUACGAACGACAAAUCUACAGUCUUUACAAUAACAAACAGAACACCUACAGUUAUGUCAACAUCUACUGUUGCACCAACAGUUUUGUCAGUAACAGAAAAGUCACCUUCAGUCAUGUCAGUUACGAACGAUAAAUCUACAAUCUUUACAGUAACAAACAGAACACCUAUAGUUAUGUCAACAACAACUGUUGCACCAACAGUUUUGUCAGUAACAGAAAAGUUACCUUCAGUCAUGUCAGUUACAACCGAUAAAUCUUCAAUCUUUACAAUAACAAACAGAACACCUACAGUUAUGUCAACAACAACUGUUGCACCUACAGUUUUGUCAGUAACAGAAAAGUCAUCUUCAGUUAUGUCAGUUACAAACGACAACUCUACAAUCUUUGCAGUUACAAACAAAACACCAACAGUUUUGUCAGUAACAGAUAAAUCACCUUCAGUUAUGUCAGUUACAGACGACAAAUCUACAAUCUUUACAGUAACAAACAGAACACCUACAGUUAUGUCAACAACAACUGUUGCACCAACAGUUUUGUCAGUAGCAGAUAAAUCACCUUCAGUCAAAUCUGUUACAGACGACAAAUCUAAAAUCUUUACAGUAACAAACAGAACACCAACAGUUAUGUCAACAACAACUGUUGCACCUACAGUUUUGUCAGUAACAGAAAAGUCACCUUCAGUCAUGUCAGUUACAGACAACAAAUCUACAACCUUUACAGUAACAAACAAAACACCUAUUAUUAUGUCAACAACAACUGUUGCACCUACAGUUUUGUCAGUAGCAGAUAAAUCACCUUCAGUCAUAUCAGUUACAGACGACAAAUCUAAAAUCUUUACAGUAACAAACAGAACACUUACAGUUAUGUCAACAACAACUGUUGCACCUACAGUUUUGUCAGUAACAGAAAAGUCACCUUCAGUCAUGUCAGUUAUAGACGACAAAUCUACAACCUUUACAGUAACAAACAAAACACCUAUUAUUAUGUCAACAACAACUGUUGCACCUACAGUAACAGAAAAGUCGUCACCUUCAGUCAUGUCAGUUACAGACGACAAAUCUAAAAUCUUUACAAUAACAAACAAAACACCUACAGUUAUGUCAACAACAACUGUUGCACCUACAGUUUUGUCAGUAACAGAAAAGUCAUCUUCAAGUAUGUCAGUUAAAGACUACAAAUCUACAAUCUUUACAGUAACAAACAGAACACCUACAGUUAUGUCAACAACAAAUGUUGCACCUUCAGUUUUGUCAGUAACAGAAAAGUUACCUUCAGUCAUGUCAGUUACAACCGAUAAAUCUUCAAUCUUUACAGUAACAAACAGAACACCUAUAGUUAUGUCAACAUCAACUGUUGCACCAACAGUUUUGUCAGUAACAGAUAAGUUACCUUCAGUCAUGUCAGUUACAGACGAUAAAUCUACAGUCUUUACAGUAACAAACAGAACACCUAUAGUUAUGUCAACAUCAACUGUUGCACCAACAGUUUUGUCAGUAACAGAUAAGUUACCUUCAGUCAUGUCAGUUACAGACGACAAAUCUACAAUCUUUACAGUAACAAACAGAACACCUACAGUUAUGCCAACAACAAAUGUAAGACCUACAGUAUUGUCAGUAACAGAUAAAUCACCUUCAGUCAUGUCAGUUACAGACGACAAAUCUAAAAUCUUUACAGUUACAAACAGAACACCUACAGUUAUGUCAACAACAACUGUUGCACCAACAGUUUUGUCAGUAACAGAAAAGUUACCUUCAGUCAUGUCAGUUACAACCGAUAAAUCUUCAAUCUUUACAAUAACAAACGGAACACCUACAGUUAUGUCAACAUCUACUGUUGCACCAACAGUUUUGUCAGUAACAGAAAAGUCACCUUCAGUCAUGUCAGUUACAGACGACAGAUCUACAAUCUUUACGGUAACAAACAGAACACUUACAGUUAUGUCAACAACAACUGUUGCACCUACAGUUUUGUCAGUAACAGAAAACUCACCUUCAGUUAUGUCAGUUACAGACGACAAAUCUAAAAUCUUUACAGUAACAAACAGAACACCUAAAGUUAUGUCAACAACAACUGUUGCACCUACAGUUUUGUCAGUAACAGUAAACUCACCUUCAGUUAUGUCAGUUACAGACGACAACUCUACAAUCUUUGCAGUAACAAACAAAACACCAACAGUUUUGUCAGUAACCGAUAAAUCACCUUCAGUCAUGUCAGUUACAGACGACAAAUCUACAAUCUUUACAGUAACAAACAGAACACCUACAGUUAUGUCAACAACAAUUGUUGCACCAACAGUUUUGUCAGUAAUAGAUAAAUCACCUUCAGUCAUGUCAGUUACAGACGACAAAUCUAAAAUCUUUACAGUAACAAACAGAACACCUAAAGUUAUGUCAACAUCAACUGUUGCACCAACAGUUUUGUCAGUAACAGAUAAUUCACCUUCGGUCAUGUCAGUUACAGACGACAAAUCUACAGUCUUUACAGUAACAAACAGAACACCUACAGUUAUGUCAACAACAACUGUUGCACCAACAAUUUUGUCAGUAGCAGAUAAAUCACCUUCAGUCAAAUCUGUUACAGACGACAAAUCUAAAAUCUUUACAGUAACAAACAGAACACCAACAGUUAUGUCAACAACAACUGUUGCACCUACAGUUUUGUCAGUAACAGAAAAGUCACCUUCAGUCAUGUCAGUUACAGACGACAAAUCUACAACCUUUACAGUAACAAACAAAACACCUAUUAUUAUGUCAACAACAACUGUUGCACCUACAGUUUUGUCAGUAACAGAAAAGUCAUCUUCAAGUAUGUCAGUUACAGACUACAAAUCUACAACCUUUACAGUAACAAACAAAACACCUAUUAUUAUGUCAACAUCAACUGUUGCACCAACAGUUUUGUCAGUAACAGAUAAAUCACCUUCAGUCAUGUCAGUUACAGACGACAAAUCUACAAUCUUUACAGUAACAAACAGAACACCUACAGUUAUGUCAACAACAACUGUUGCACCUACAGUUUUGUCAGUAACAGAAAAGUCAUCUUCAAUUAUGUCAGUUACAGACGACAAAUCUACAAUCUUUACAGUAACAAACAAAACACCUAUUAUUAUGUCAACAUCAACUGUUGCACCUACAGUUUUGUCAGUAACAGAAAAGUCAUCUUCAAGUAUGUCAGUUACAGACUACAAAUCUACAACCUUUACAGUAACAAACAAAACACCUAUUAUUAUGUCAACAACAACUGUUGCACCUACAGUUUUGUCAGUAACAGAAAAGUCAUCUUCAAGUAUGUCAGUUACAGACUACAAAUCUACAACCUUUACAGUAACAAACAAAACACCUAUUAUUAUGUCAACAACAACUGUUGCACCUACAGUUUUGUCAGUAACAGAAAAGUCAUCUUCAAGUAUGUCAGUUACAGACAACAAAUCUACAACCUUUACAGUAACAAACAAAACACCUAUUAUUAUGUCAACAUCAACUGUUGCACCAACAGUUUUGUCAGUAACAGAUAAAUCACCUCCAGUCAUGUCAGUUACAGACGACAAAUCUAAAAUCUUUACAGUAACAAACAAAACAACUACAGUUAUGUCAACAACAACUGUUGCACCUACAGUUUUGUCAGUAACAGAAAAGUCAUCUUCAAUUAUGUCAGUUACAGACGACAAAUCUUCAAUCUUUACAGUAACAAACAGAACACCUACAGUUAUGUCAACAUCAACUGUUGCACCUACAGUAUUGUCAGUAACAGAUAAAUCACCUUCAGUCAUGUCAGUUACAGACGACAAAUCUAAAAUCUUUACAGUAACAAACAGAACACCUACAGUUAUGUCAACAUCAACUGUUGCACCUACAGUUUUGUUAGUAACAGAAAAGUCACCUGCAAUCAUGUCAGUUACUGACGAUAAAUCUACAAUCUUUACAGUAACAAACAGAACACCUACAGUUAUUUCAACAUCAACUGUUGCACCAACAGUUUUGUCAGUAAAAGAAAAGUCACCUUCAGUCAUGUCAGUUACAGACGACAAAUCUUCAAUCUUUACAGUAACAAACAAAACACCUACACUUAUGUCAACAUCAACUGUUGCACCAACAGUUUUGUCAGUAACAGAUAAAUCACCUUCAGUCAUGUCAGUUACAGACGACAAAUCUACAAUCUUUACUGUAACAAACAGAACACCUACAGUUAUGUCAACAACAACUGUUGCACCAACAGUUUUGUCAGUAAAUAAACAAUCACCUUCAUUCAUGUCAGUUACAGACGACAAGUCUACAACCCUUACAGUAACAAACAAAACACCUACAAUUUUGUCAGUAACCGAAAACUCACCAGAAACACCUAAAAUAUUAAAAACAACAAAAUCGUCGAAUACUUCAAUAUCAAGCAUACUAAUAGUUAAACAACACGUGUCAGACAAACAAAAACCUUUGACAGAUAUGGAUUUUACAACAGGAACACUCAAAUCUUAUACAAAGGCAAUUGCUAGUCUUCACACCAUGCCACUUGACACAUCAUUUUACUCUAAAGAAAUAAUAACUACAGUAAAUACUUUAGUUAACAAAUCUAUCUCGGAAGUAUCUAUUCAAGCAUCAAAAUAUGAGGAAAACACGAGUUUAAGACCUUCUCCAGGCACAGAUCCUUACUAUGAGUUGAGAUUAACUACUAAAGGCAGGGUUAAAGAAGGGAAUGGUUGUAAAACUUGCCACAAGUGGGGCUAUUUUGGUACUUGUCUACCGCAAAAUCUAGAGUGUGAUGGAUACAAUGAUUGUUAUGAUGGUUCAGACGAAAUAUCAUGUGAUGAAGAUGUCAAGAGAACUAGACAAACGACAGUCUUACAUAAGACUACUAGGUCCAGGACAGAGGUUCCGAAAGCAAAGUCAACGAAAACAAAUAAUAAUCGAUCACCAAAAGUGACGACAACAGUUUCGACGUUAUCACCUACUCAUGAGAAAGUAGCCAAUGAAAAUGUAUCAAAACUUCCAGCAACAUCAAGUUAUCCAAUGGAAUAUGCAGCCUCAAUAAAGAGACAAGUAAACACAACACCAAAAUUUAAUGUCAAGAUAAACUAUACCAAAGUUUUGAAGCACACUUUUAGAACCACACACAAUCAAAUACAUGAGACAAAAGACAAAUGUAAUUGUAGUGUUUUUUAUAAUCCUUUUGGAGUUUCAAAAACUUUUACUGAGGAUACGAUUCCUACUGUUAACACCAAUCACAUAACAACGCAUGCGACGCAUAUCGACAAGACAUUCAUGAAAAAUGAUUUGCAAACUGAUAAGCGAAAACAGAAAUCUCAAGUGGUACAUAUUGCAGGAAGUGUAACUGGAGUGAUGUUUGUUAUUUGUCUUGUGUUUUUAUUUGUUGCUGUUAGACGGUACAUACUAAAACGGGGCAAAAGUAAAGACACAGAAAGAACAGCAACGUCAACUUCAAACACCAAAUCCCGAAAUUCACUUGAAGGCCAGGAUAAUAUUCCAUUGUACAGCUGUGUUGACAAACCACAACGGAGUGAACUUGGUACAACAAUGCCUCAGUCUAAAUCAAUUGCAAACAUUGGAUAUGAUGAUGCCUUUGAGAUCAGUGUUCAGAAUGAAGAUUACGACCACAUCGAAAGGGUUGAACGUAGAGGGGACGUGGAUAUGGUAUAUUCUAUAACAACGUAUCAGCAAACAGAAGAUGAUUAUGAUAUUUCUGGUAACUUCAAUGAAACUCUCCGUAGUUACCAAGAAAACUCCAUUUAUAAUUGA
Molecule: messenger RNA, 9657 nt
Organism: Mytilus trossulus (common blue mussel)
Lineage: Eukaryota; Metazoa; Mollusca; Bivalvia; Mytilida; Mytilidae
Product: mucin-2-like
Exons: 7
Coding region: 1-9657 (3218 amino acids)
Molecular function (GO): protein binding
Source: RefSeq, a predicted model, not a curated record